AUGUCACACGCCACCUGGCGCCCCUCACAGUUUGAAUGGAGUUCUCCCUUCGGGACAAUCCUCCUCUUUCCCCGGGCCAGGCGUAAGAUGGCGGAGGGCCCGUUGUCCAUCAUCACUGAGGCGUUGGACCCAGAGCUACUCAUCGACCCGGAAGUGGCUCUGAAGGCGUGUCAGGAAGUGUUGCAGUCACAUGACAAACAGAAAUGCGACGGCCCCGAUCAGACUGAUGCAAGCCCCGCCCCCUCACUAGAGAGCCCCGCCCCCUCAAUAGAGAGUCCCGCCCCCUCACUAGAAAGCCCCGCCCCCUCGCCAGAGAGCCCCGCCCCCUCACCAGAGAGCCCCGCACCCUCUUCUGUUACGCGCCUACAUAAGCCCCGCCCCAAAGAUAUCUCAUCCAAUCAGCAGUCAUCGUGGCUUCUGCGUCUUUUUGAAUCCAAACUGUUCGACGUCUCGAUGGCCAUUUCAUAUUUGUACAGUUCUAAAGAUCCAGGAGUCCAGGCCUACAUUGGGAACAGACUCUUCUCCUUCUCUCACUCGGAUGUGGACUUCUUUUUGCCGCAGCUGCUGAACAUGUACGUGCACAUGGACGCGCACGUGGGAGACGCCGUCAAGCCCUAUCUGGUGCACCGUUGCCGUGGCUCCGUCUCCUUCUCUCUCACCUGUGCGUGGCUCCUGGGGGCCUACUCCAGCGACAUGCACCUGUCCCACACAGACUCACUCCAGAGGGUCUGA
Knipowitschia caucasica is the source of this 732-nucleotide messenger RNA. Lineage: Eukaryota; Metazoa; Chordata; Actinopteri; Gobiiformes; Gobiidae. The record is from the annotation of a GenBank genome assembly.